Rhinichthys klamathensis goyatoka is the source of this 1897-nucleotide messenger RNA. It is a transcript of the gene dusp13a, whose product is annotated as dual specificity phosphatase 13a. Gene Ontology annotation, biological process: negative regulation of MAPK cascade; protein dephosphorylation. Lineage: Eukaryota; Metazoa; Chordata; Actinopteri; Cypriniformes; Leuciscidae. The record is from RefSeq and is a predicted model, not a curated record. Bases 722 to 1291 code for a protein of 189 amino acids. Gene Ontology annotation, cellular component: cytoplasm. Gene Ontology annotation, molecular function: protein tyrosine/serine/threonine phosphatase activity; MAP kinase phosphatase activity. The transcript is spliced from 4 exons.
CCAUUAAUUCCUUUUUAUUAGCUUCAUAAAACCGUAAUUACUAUGGGUCUCAAAGCUUAUUUUACCGGCAUGGAAAGAACAACUCUUAGUUAAGUCUUUUCCUGUUUUACACAAGUAGCAGCUGAGCACUAACUAAACUGUUUCAGCUGGAGUACAAAAAAGACAGCAUAUCUUUGAGAGGGGUAUCUGACACGCUCCAAUUACCGAACAUGUCACCGCACUUGGAAGUGCAAAGAUCUCACCAUUUAUCAGAGACUCGCCCUCAAGGCAAAUGAAAGGAACAUCUGGAUUUCAAGAGUGUUUAACCUAGCAGCUGGCGAGACCUCGUGAGAUGAUGUGUAUUUCCCUGCACAAUGACUCAUGAUAAAGAUGUAUGUGUCCAAUGAAAGCCACUGAUGACCCACCUUUACCUUCGUCUGCACUGCAAGAGUGAGUUACAGUAUUGGGAGUCUGGCCAAGAUAUACACAAUAUGUGCAGCCAGAACAUGCUCAAAAGAUCAUUGUCUAGGGAAAGACAGUCUUCUAAAAGCAAACCUGACUGCCCACUAAGACCUGGAAGAGCUCUUUGUAUCCAGGGAGGUUUAUAAUUAUACACCAUUUAAAAAAAGAAACAGCCUCCAGAGACAUAUCUGUGGACUGGCUGUCAACAACGUCCCUGACCAAGGAGAGAAGAGCAGGCAAUCUGAGAACAAGGGGGGAAAAAAGGGCCACCGGCUGCUAAAUGAUGUCUUUCAAGGAGCUGUGUGCCUAUGAAACACCAUCCGUUGCUGAACUGCAGAACUUCCUGUUGAGUGACAGACGGCCCACUGGACAUGUCAACCAAGUGUGGCCUAAUGUGUACAUUGGCAAUGAGGUUGCGGCACGUGACAAGUCAAUGCUGUACAAUAUGGGGAUCACACACAUUGUGAAUGCUGCUAGUGGACCCCCUCAUGUCAACACUGGAGCCCGCUUUUACAGAGACAUGUCUAUAGAUUACUAUGGAGUGGAGGCUGAUGAUUCCUCAGACUUCAUAUUAAGUGUAUUUUUCUAUCCAACAGCAAGGUUCAUACGAGCUGCACUGUCAAAAAAUGGAAGAGUGUUUGUCCACUGUCUGAUGGGAGUGAGUCGCUCUUCCACUCUAGUGUUGGCCUUCCUCAUGAUCUGUGAGGAUCUUACUCUAAUGGAGGCUGUUAAAUCUGUACGGCAACACAGGGACAUCUGUCCUAAUCCUGGCUUCCUUAACCAGCUACGACAUUUAGACAUGAGCCUCGUCCGAGAGAGGAAGAAAAAACUGGAAGCUUACAAAUUGUAACUGAAAACUUGGUAACAAUGUGAUGAAUCCCAUUUCAAGAGCAUGUCCCUUAAGGGCCUCCUCCCCCAUGGCCUUGUCCUAGUUAUUUUGGGCCAGAUCUUAUUUGCUAAUAUCCAUUGUAGUGCAAUGGCAAAGUGGGUAUCAGAAGACAAAAUUGAAGGGCUUCCCCAUAAAUAGUAAAUAACCUCCACAGGGCAGCAGGGUCACAAAAUAAAUGGCAGGUUUUUAAAUUUCUUCCAGAUGAAAUAUACUUUGAACUUGUUUCAAAAUGAGCCAGCAAGCAUGUUUGGUUUUUUUACUGGAGUGAAAUGAAACGGUUGUGGCUUGCUCUUUAUCAUGGGAAGGUGGAAGAGCCAUGCAUGGCUACAUGUCUUAAGGGUUGAUCCCCUGUAGUGAGUUUCUAAUGGGUAUCAUAUGUUCCAACAUAUUUACUGUUUCUGCUCAAAUCCAUUGGUGUUGUGACCCACGGAUAUUGGUGAAACUGAUGACCAAACCAAAUUGUGAUAAAACAUUUAAAUUUCUCAGUCCGGUGAAAAAAAAAAAAAAAAAAAUCACAUUGUGUCCUUUCUUUUCUUGUUGCUAUUAAAUAAAUGACACAGUACCUCA